AUGUCUUGGGUAGCUUCGGAAGAAAGCACAAAUGGAUUGCUGGCAUAUCAGUCGUUGGUAGAUCGAAAUUACAAGCGUUAUUUGUUGAAAGACAAUGACAAUGAUCUGUGCUAUUUGCGACAUCCAAGUGGCGUUGUAGUGGUCACACUCGAUAAAAAUCACGAAAUUAUGGGCAAACCGAUUCGAACUAUCGAAUGGCACAUGAAGAAAAACAAGGGCGUGGAUCGGAGUAAGCAGAAAGUCACUGGCAAAGCAAAAAAGGGUGGUCUAGCGCUUGUACCCGAAACAAAACUGUGUGUUGUGCGCUGCGAAGAUGGAACCGAAUAUGUGUUGCGUGCUGGCAUCAAAGCUCUCUUGAUCGAGGUCAAUGAAAGGCUCACCGAUGAUCCAAAUUUGAUGCGCAGAGCUCCUGAGAAUCAGGGCUAUAUAGCAAUUAUCAUGCCCUAUGCAAACGAACGAAGACAAGCUCCCGAGGACUUUGUCGAGAACGAAGAUAAAUUCAGCUAA
Molecule: messenger RNA, 507 nt
Organism: Gongylonema pulchrum
Lineage: Eukaryota; Metazoa; Nematoda; Chromadorea; Rhabditida; Gongylonematidae
Source: the annotation of a GenBank genome assembly